UUCCUUGUCGUUUCAGUGAAAGUAAUCGCACACAUCCCGAACCGGGCAUUUCGUAUAAAAACGCUGACUGAUCGGACUGAUGGCACACUCGAUCCAAAACUACCACGAGAAACAAUGAAGUGCUUCGCGAUUCUGCUGUUGGCAACCGCCGUGUUGGCGGCCGAGAAGUCGGGAGACCCGAAGAAUCACGGCAAACGGAGUGUGGUGGGUGAUCAUGGUUACGGUCUAGGCGGUGUCACGAGUUACGGUUUAGGCGGUAUCUCAGGUUACGGUUUAGGCGGUAUCUCAGGUUACGGUCUAGGAUAUGGUCUGGGAGGAUACUCGACUGGACUCGGCACGAAGGUACUCGGGUCGGGACUCUCAGGAAUCGUCGCGGGUAACAACCUCGCUUCCGCCUAUGCUUCUGGACUAGGAUAUGGUUUAGGAGGAUACUACGGAGGUUACAGUAACCCUUCUUACCUCAUCGGUGCUGGUCACGCCACCGGAUUCAAUGCAUUACCCUUGGCGCAUGGUAAAACUGAGCGCAUCACCGGUCUUACUGUACAUCGCGAAGUCCAAGUGCCAAUUGCGGUGCCGCAUGCAGUUCCAGUCGAAGUAACCAAACCCGUACCCGUCGCACAACCCGUACCUUACAAAGUAGACCGUCCCUAUCCCGUUCCAGUAGCGCAACCAGUACCUGUCCCUGUCACUCGACAUGUACCCGUAAAAGUUGACCGUCCCUACCUCGUUCCGUAUGCGCGAACCGUCGAAGUACGCGUACCACAACCAGUACCAGUACCAGUAUCGCAGCCGGUACCCGUUGCAGUUCCCGUCACGAAACACGUGCCGGUUUCCGUGCCAUCUGCCAUCGCAGUCGCACCAUCUACCUUCGCAUCAUCAGCUCUUGGCUCCGCGACUAUUGCCUCCGGAAUUGCGCCCGCUGAAUACGUCGGUCUAGGAUCCGGCAGUCUGGGAACCAUUUCGUCUGGUACGGCUCUGGGUACCGGACUGACUACCGGUCAUCUUGCCAGUGGCUUGGACAGCGGCAUCAUCUCAAGCGGUUUCACCAGCGGUCUCGCUAGUGGUGCGGAACAUAUUGGACUCAGCAGCGGCGUGGAGCAUGUUGGACUCAGCAGCGGCUUGGAGCAUGUUGGAUUCAGCAACGUACACCCAACUGGAUACACCAACAUUGUACACCCAACUGGGUAUACAUUGGGAUCUACCGGCGCGUUUGUGGCGUCUCACGAUGCUCUCAAUGGCGCAUAUCCAUUGAAGAAGUGGUAAACUCAAUUCGACAACUCGAUUGGACGUGUGUCUUUUAAAGCGCUUCUCGGGCGUAAUUUAUCGAACGUGCACAAAUACCAAUUGUAUUAUGUACGUUUUCGAAUAAAUUUAUUUUUAUACA
Messenger RNA from Acromyrmex echinatior (Panamanian leafcutter ant), 1384 nucleotides. RefSeq lists its product as hypothetical. NCBI's taxonomy places the organism in Eukaryota, Metazoa, Arthropoda, Insecta, Hymenoptera, Formicidae. The record is from RefSeq and is a predicted model, not a curated record.